AGUUUCUCCUGUCCGCAGUCUGCGUCCACAUUUUAUCCUGGCCCGUAAGACUGUGGUAAGAUUUUCCUGUCAUCAGACUGUUCUUGAAAAGUAUUUUCUAAUUUUGUAAAUCCUGGCACAUUUGUCAGAAAUUUAAAAUUGUAAUUUUUUUCGAAAAUAUGAAUGAAAAUUUGGGAAAUUGUUCUUCAUCUGUUUUACCCAACUUAAGCCAAAGAGCUGAAAAGAAACUGUUUCUAGCAAAGUCACUUAAAUUGGAGGGAAACAAUUUUUUCAAACAACAAAAUCUAAAGGAAGCUAUUCGACAUUACCACAGAGCCUUGCUGUAUGUAAAAGGUGUAGAAAAUGAUGGAUCUAGUAUGUUAAGAGAUUUGGGUGCUACAUUUACCAAAACAGAAAAUGGAAAAGAUUUUGAAGAGAAAAUUGAUCCUGUAAUCCUUAAGCAGAACACUGAGCUGAAGAUAGAUUGCUAUAAUAAUUUGUCUGCGUGUUUGCUAAAAAAUGAAAAACCUGAUUAUGAGAAAAUAGUGUUCUACUGCAGAGAAGUGAUGAAAUGCUCCAGUGAAAAUCCAAAAACACACUUUAGAAUGGCACUAGCACUUUUUGAACUUGGAGAUUUUAAUGCAGCUUUGGAAUCUUGCAAUGAAGCACUGCGGUGUGGGCCUUCACAAGAUUCAAAGAUUACCAAUCUCAAAACAAGGUGUCUGGAACAACUUGCCAAAAAGAGUUAUGAAAACAAAAUUAUGUAUGAAAAGAUGUUGGGUUUCAAAUGAACAAACUUGAGCCUGAGAUGAAAACUGAAAUAAAAGGAAUGAUUUGUA
Daphnia magna is the source of this 818-nucleotide messenger RNA. RefSeq names its product tetratricopeptide repeat protein 9C. The transcript is spliced from 5 exons. Bases 159 to 770 code for a protein of 203 amino acids. Lineage: Eukaryota; Metazoa; Arthropoda; Branchiopoda; Diplostraca; Daphniidae. The record is from RefSeq and is a predicted model, not a curated record. Gene Ontology annotation, molecular function: protein binding.